This is a messenger RNA of Paraphaeosphaeria sporulosa, 2732 nucleotides long. RefSeq lists its product as uncharacterized. Bases 253 to 2370 code for a protein of 705 amino acids. Gene Ontology annotation, molecular function: nucleic acid binding. Gene Ontology annotation, cellular component: U2-type post-mRNA release spliceosomal complex. NCBI's taxonomy places the organism in Eukaryota, Fungi, Ascomycota, Dothideomycetes, Pleosporales, Didymosphaeriaceae. Gene Ontology annotation, biological process: spliceosomal complex disassembly. The record is from RefSeq and is a predicted model, not a curated record. The transcript has a single exon.
UGCAUCGUGACUUUGAACGUGACGCCACCCCGCCGCCUGCCUGCUGCGCGGAUCCGACCGCGCCCUACUUUCCUGUACCGGCGCGCAAUCGACUGCGCUGUGACCCGCUCUCAACCACACGUCCGAUACUACACGGGACCGCGCGCCCUCGCUGCGACCCCGAACACUGGGCCUGCCUUGACGAACGCGCACUCUCAUCUCCACCACUGAGAACCACAAACGUCUCUACGCAGCCCACAGCGCCAGAGCACGAUGGAGGACGAGGAGCAACAGCCGAAUAAGCGGUCUUUCAGGCAGAGCUUCCGCCAGACGAAGAAGCCCGCCAGCAAUGGCGCCGAAGGCCACUUCUCCGGCCUGGGAGCCAAGCUCAUGGGGAAAAUGGGCUGGAAGAAAGGCGAGGGCUUGGGCGCGUCGGGGGACGGCAUCGCUGCGCCCAUCGAGGUGAAGCUGCGUAAUACCAAGGGAGGAGUCGGCGCUGUCAGCGAGCUGAGCGAGCAACAGAAGAAAGAGGCGAGGCGGAGGGCCAAGAAAGAUGCCGAGGAGAGGGGCGAAGUUUACGUGGACUCGAGCGAGGAGGAGCGGCAGCGGCGCAAGAGGCGCAAGGUUGGAGGCGGCAUGGGCACAGGCACGUCGACCCCGAGCUCUACGCCGCGGCCGAAGAAGACCAUCUACGAUUUGAAGGCUGCUGGCUUCGAAGUGCCGCGCCAGCUACAGAGCAUCGUCGAUGCGACAGGAACACAAGUCAAGACAUCGUCCCUCAGUCUGCGCGGCGAGCAGCCCGUGUUCCAAACGAGCCUUGCUGGAAAAGUACAACGAGAACUCGCCGCAUUUGCGGAUGCGGCCGAAGCGGUUGACUCGGAUGCUCAGAACAUCCAACUGGAGACUGAACGCCUGGAAGCCGAGCUCAAAGCACUGGAGCGCGACGUCGCAGAGCUGGAGGAUAUCCGUUCACGGAUAGCAGAGCUGCCUUCGAAGAAAUGGCCGGAGUUGAUUGAAGGACUCAAGAACCUGCGCAAGGCUUACCCCUCGCGCAGUUUUGAGAAGGAAGCCAUUGCGGUGAUAAGACCCACCUUUGAGAAGCGCAUUGUAGGCUGGGAUCCAGCCACGGACACGCUGGAGGAUCUUGCAAGGAGCCUGGAGGACUUGAGUGUGGGAGAGCCAUCCUCAGGGAACUCUACAAUUCCUUCACGCGACGUUGGCCGUGUCGUUCUGGCGCCCGUCUAUCCUCGGAACGAGCAACUCAGUCGGCGAUCUACAACGCCCUACGAGACCCUGAUGUUAUCAUGGUUCUCACACCUUCAGACCGCCAUGGUCCACAGCUUCCAGCCCGAUUCACCUUCCGCAUCAUCUUUCCUACGGACUAUCGACACGUGGUUCCCAGUCCUGCCCGCAUUCAUCAAAACGAGGAUCAGCAAGCAGAUUAAGCUCCGAUGCUCAGCUGCCAUAGACUCGUGGAACGUGCGCAAAGCCAUCAAACACAGAGAGACGCCUCUUCCCCAGUGGAUAUUCGAUUUCUUGCCACACUACCCGGACAUCUUCACGACAUGCAAAGGCAAGCUGCGCACCGUGCUGGAGAUCUGGCCGAUGCACAGGGGCGUGAUACCAGGCAUACAACUCUGGAAGAAAGCCUUCCCCGGCCCCGUAGACCACAUGCUUGUCAAGCAUCUUCUUCCCAGGCUAGCAGAGCACCUGCGCAGUCUCGAGAUCGACCCCGCCGACCAGAAACUCGACGUCGUGUCCGCCGUCAUGGCGUGGAAGCCCCUCUUCUCGUCCAAAGUCAUCGCAGAGCUGCUGCACUCGGCGUUCUUCCCCAACUUCUUCAGCGUGCUGCACUCGUGGUCUAGCUAUGCGGAAGCGCAGUACGCCGAGAUCGGCACAUGGGUGCAGUGGUGGAAAGACGAGACGCUGGGCGAGUACAUUGCGGAUCUGGAGAGUGACUGGAUCCAGGCGUACAAUCUCAUCAACGCCGCGCUUGACCUGCUCGAUCUCAACGGCGACAAGGACACCAUCAUGGAGGACCUCCCACUCCCCAACGUCGAACUCGAGCGCGUCGCCCCUGCACCCGUGACGCCGCAGCCCGCGCGGUCCAAGAAACCCGAGCCUGUCCCCCAAGAAGCCGAAGAUGUCUCGUUCAAGGACUACGUCGACUCCUGGUGCGCAGAGCAGGACCUGCUGCUCAUGCCGCUGCGGAAGAAGGACGAAACAACGGGCAUGGCGCUCUUCCGCAUCGCAGCAAGUGCCGUCGGCGCAGGCGGCAUCGUGGUGCACUUCCAGGGCGACAACGUCUUCGCCCAGAACAAGAAGGACAAGAGCACUUGGGACCCGGUGGGCUUGGAUGAGGAGUUGGUGAAGCGGGCCGAGGGGAGGUGAGCGGGCGGCAGAUAGUCGUGUACAACAGCGACGGCGAGAGGCAGAGGGGACGCAUUGAGGGGGCAGCAUCGGCAUAGGGUAAGCUCCCACUGCUCUUCUUUCCCAGAGCACAUACGUCCUACUGGCUCCUUGCUAAUUCGAGACUAUGUCCAUCAUUGCGGGCUUAGGUAGAUAGCUAAACAGUAAAUACCCUGCACGGAUACAUCUGGUUUUGCGUCCGAGUUGAAUAGCAACGUGUACAUGGGUAGAAUGGAUACUGUCAGUACCUCGUCGGAAGACUUCGUCACGCAUUUGAAGUGCCAGGGUGCGGCAAUGCCUCUUUCGUAGCAGACUCAAAGAGUGAAAAUCGCAUUAAACAUGUA